AUGACUGCCAUUCCUGCAGUACUGCUCCAGCUGAUGACUGCCAUUCCUGCAGUACUGCUCCAGCUGAUGACUGCCAUUCCUGCAGUACUGCUCCAGCUGAUGACUGCCAUUCCUGCAGUACUGCUUCAGCUGAUGACUGCCAUUCCUGCAAAUGGGAUGGUGAAGGGUCAACUGAUUUCCAAUGAUGCUGAUUGGAGUGAUGAAGAUGGUGUCAAAUCUGGCUCAGCAACAGGUGUUUCUGAGGCUGAAAAUGACGACUUGAACAAGGGGAAGCAGAAAGCAAUAAUCAUGGCCAAGUCUCUCAAUGGCAGAAAGUUUGAUCCAGUCAACAUCAUUCUUGACAAGAUUGAUGCAGAGUUAUCUUCUCUUGGUAAAUCACAGUCGAGCUCAACAACAGGAAGCACAGUGUUACGCAAGCCAGGUUCUAGGUCUAAGGGUUCUGAUGGAUCUCGUUCUGGUGGAUCUCACAAAAGCUUGUCAAGUAAGGAUGGAACAGACACAGGCCUUGGGACGGCCAGUAUCCAUGACAACCUGUCAGAAGGUGGGGACCUGCCUCGAAUCAACGGAACAGCUGAGAUAUACAGCGACAUUGGAGCUGUUACCACUGAUCACUAUAGUGAUGAGGAUGCUAAAAAAACAGGACCUCCAAGUGACCUUGACUCUGUCACAGCCCAGCAAGUUGAUGCAAAGUUCAAGGCCAUCCUACGCAAGAAAAAAGCAUACCGGAAAGGUGGUUACCUUGACAACCUGAAGGCUAGUGACACAGAGACAAUAAGGACUGAGGAUUUUGAGAAUACAUUCAAGGAAGCACUUGUGUACCAGUCAGACUCCGACACACUGGAAAAUAUGUCUGACGAAGACAGCGAUAAUGUGUCCGGUAAACUGACCGACAGUGGAGCCGAGACUCCGACCAAGGCUGACCUCUCCUGGGAUUACUAUGACACUGACCAGUCGAAAGCCAAUAGAAACACUGAUGGUGAAGAAAGAGUGUUCGAACGACCCCUCUCUCCAUCUGGACUCUCUCAGAACAGAACUCCAUCACAGCCACUUCCUUACCCAUCUGAUCCUCCCAGGAAUGGAACCUUGUCCCAGUCUAAAACUGUACGACAGACUGAAAACAGACUGAGCUCACAGCCCAGAGGUACAGAAAGACAGUCAACUUUUCAUGGAUCAAAGUCAUCACCAAGACGACAAGCUAGUUAUUCCAGGAGAAAACUUGGCAACAUCAGUGACGCAGACUCUAUCAAGACAGAGGAUUUUGAAGUCAAAUUUCAGGAACUUGUUUUUCGACCUUCAGCUGAAAGUGAGACUGACCAUACAGAAAAUGACCCUCUACAUGCCAAAGUCAAGGAGAUUCUCAAGGUCACUGCUCCAUUGAUGCUGCUGAAGGGACAAAUCAAAUGGUUGGACCGACAGAAGAAAGAAAAGAAACCUAAUGGUCGUGUGAAGAUAGAUGAACAAUUAUCACAGAAGACUUCUCUGAAAAGGUCACCGAUCAAGACCUCAUCCUCCGUAGAUGAUGUUCGUAGAGAGAUUGAUCGAGAGUCUUCCAGGAUUCAGCAGGAGAUAGAGAAUGAGAGGCGGGCCAAUUUGCCAGCAUCAAGAAGGGAUUCUAAAUCCCCAACUAGGACACUUAUUGACCUCAGCACUAGCAUGGACAAGCCAGCCUUUAAUGAGAUAAGCAGUGAAAAGUCUGGAGGUCAUGAUUCCAAUAAAGAUAUCUCCUCCCCUUUGGGUCGAUCCAGUCCCACCCUACAGGACUAUGAAGACUCUGGCUACAAAACACCUCCCAGGGCUCGCAGCCCCAUUCUACGUGCACGAGACAGGAUUAGUGGCAUGCCUCCCAUGCAUCCUAAAUCUGCCACAUUCUCCAGAGAGGAAUCACAUAGGACAGUAUCUUCCUCAAGGGAAGAACCAUUUCGAUCUUCCUCACCUAACCCAAAGUCUAGAACUUCUCUCACAGAUUCACUGAGACCAGGUUCUCCACGGCUGGAUUUCCCGGAUCCAAAGAGGUCAGUUUCUCCCAUCCUCCGAAGUGGUAGUUCGUCGUUCCAGGAACAAGAUCCUUCCUCUAGCUUUUCCAGUUCCCGUGCUGGCCAUGAUGAAGAACCACAUUCUCAUGGUCCAGAGCUUAUGGUGCCAGUCACCCCUAAAUACCAGGAUUUGUCUGUGCUACGGGCUCGCUCGCUUAGUCCUAAAUCCAGUGACAGGCCAAGAAGUCCUCUACAAGGUGUUCUCAAGGAUAAAACCUCUCUGACAGGGCCGCGCCCAGCCAGUCCCCGUCCUGGAUUAGAUCACUCCAUGCGGUCAGAACUGUCUGUAUCCUUUCAAGACCAGCUUCCCUCAUCCUCACAGAGGUCACAUGCAAGGUCACAGUCUGUUGAGGGUCGUUUGGUGUCUGAUCUACAGGGGGACAACAGUAAUUUAAGGUUCAAUCACCGACGAAGAAACUCCUAUGAUCCAGGGGUGGACUCGGCAGAAGAGAUGGAAAAUAGCCGGGGUACGUGGAAAGCUUCACGAGCCGAGCUCCAGAUAGCCGAGAAAAAGCUGAAAGGUGUUAAUGCACAGAUCGAGGAUGCCAGGACUCAGCUUAUGUUGACUGAGUUUAAGCGAGAGAACCUCCUGAAGGACUAUGAACGGAUGUCUGAAGACCUUCAGAGGAAGAAGAAAGAGAUGAAGGAGGUUGAAGAACAGGAAAGGACUCGUAUGGGAGACAGGAGGCGUCCCGACAUGAAUGAUGACAAGACUCGUGACCUUGUGAAGGAAAAUGACAGUCUCAAGAUUCGUCUACGACAGAUGGAUGCUUUAGAGCUAGAGCGAGAUGAAGUAGUUCGCCAGCUGGAGCUUGCCAAGGAAGACUUAUUCAAUGAACAUCGUAAAGCUCGCAAGGAAAAGGAAGAUCUCAAAGAGGAGGUGGAAACGCUGAACAUGAAGUUAGAAGAGAGACAUGAUGGUGAUGAUGUAGCUCUACGUCUCCACAAGAUGGAUGCAGCCUAUAGACGGAUGGAAAAGGAAAAAAAUGAGAUCAUCCAUGAGAAGACUAAACUCUAUGAGGAGUUGCGUGACAAGUCGAAGGCUAGCAUGACUGAAGUUAAGCGCAGUGUCACUCGUGAGUCUGGAGAAAUGCGAAAUGAAAUUGACGAUCUUGGUCGUAAAGUUAACCUGCACCAGGAGGCCAUCAAGGAGAGAGAUGACAUCAUAGCUAACCUCAGUGAGAGAAGUACAGAUCUUCAGCAGAGGCUGACAAGGGAGAUAACUACCAAGGAUAAUAUGAUGGAGGAUCACAAACGUACACUUCAGAACCUUAGGAAAGAGAUGGACUCGGCCAUGAUUCAGCUAAGAGAGAACAUGUUUCUGGAUAAACAGCAAGCCCUGGAUACACUGCGUCGAGAACUCGAACAGGAACGCCGUGAUACCACAAUGCGUGCUGAUGAUAAACUUUCGCACCACAUCACAGAACAUGUGAAUCUUGUCAAGUAUAAACAGGCCAAGGAAGAUGAGAUUUCUCGUCUGAUUGACAUGGUAAAAAAACUUGAGGAGGAACGACGGGAUACUGAGAGGAAAUUGAGGGGGAGAGGCGACAGAGGGAACACUUGGCAGACAAAGUAA
Ylistrum balloti is the source of this 3609-nucleotide messenger RNA. RefSeq names its product DNA repair protein RAD50-like. Lineage: Eukaryota; Metazoa; Mollusca; Bivalvia; Pectinida; Pectinidae. Bases 1 to 3609 code for a protein of 1202 amino acids. The record is from RefSeq and is a predicted model, not a curated record. The transcript has 27 exons.